This is a messenger RNA of Didymella exigua CBS 183.55, 852 nucleotides long. RefSeq lists its product as uncharacterized. The coding region runs from base 165 to 827 and encodes 220 amino acids. NCBI's taxonomy places the organism in Eukaryota, Fungi, Ascomycota, Dothideomycetes, Pleosporales, Didymellaceae. The record is from RefSeq and is a predicted model, not a curated record. The transcript is spliced from 2 exons.
CUUUGUGUCGUCAUAUAUUCCGUUGUCGUGGCGACACAACUGAGUAUACCAACAGAGAGGUUCUUCCAGUUUCUGUUUCGUCUCAAGCAAAACAGAACACCUCUGCGUACGUAUAUCGGACUGACUUGGCUAUACGUCUGACCUUUGACAAGUUGUAACACAUCAUGCCAAUCCCUGUACCACCCGGGGUGCUUCCGGAGGCUCACAGAGUCAUCUGUAUUCGUUCAGUCCGGGCUGCUGCUCGCGGCCGAUUUGUUGACUUCGAGUUUUCGUCAAUGAGCUCCAAGAAGUGUGCGUACUGCACUUUUCAAAACGAGAAGUGUGUUCCGCUUCCCACUUAUGUGGAAAGCGAAUUCUCCGUCUUUUGGCAGGCCCUCGGACAGUACGAGGUCGCGCUUGGCAGCGACGUGAUUCAUGACCGCCACAUCACGGAGGCUAGGGUCCGGGCUGCCGCCUUCGCGCUGGCGAGCUGUGUGCAGGUAGCGACUGCCCAGCUCAAGAGCGUGUUGGUGGUAGAUGUGCUACUAGCGGACUACUAUCGGGUAGCGGAGGAGAAUCGGGUCCUUCAGGUUCAGAUGGCUGAUCUGGCGGCGGCUGUCGAGAAGGUGGCGGGAGCUCAGGUGGAGCUAACAAAAGCUUUGCAGGGUCUUGUGGAAGGAGGGAGUCGGGGUGGAACAGGACAACGAGGUGGACGGGGUGGUCGUCCAAGUGGUGGAAGGGGGAAUGGAUAUGAUGGUGGUUUAGGAGGAGCAGUCGGGGCGGAGUCGGACAGCGAGCUGUCUGACGUGCCUCAUGAAUUUUCAGGUGACGAGAUGGACCUGCCGUGAGGCCUGAGGCGGGGUCUGAAACUGG